Molecule: messenger RNA, 599 nt
Organism: Cryptomeria japonica (Japanese cedar)
Lineage: Eukaryota; Viridiplantae; Streptophyta; Pinopsida; Cupressales; Cupressaceae
Exons: 3
Coding region: 1-309 (102 amino acids)
Source: RefSeq, a predicted model, not a curated record
AUGACUCCUACUCUGAGAAAUGUAGGUUUUAUUCAAUGCGGCUUUCCCCAUGUUCCAAACGGACAUACUGGAGAAGAUGGCAAUAUGGUUGAGAAAGCUACCAGUAUUUUCACCAGGACACCAAAGCCUAUCUCCGGAGGACUCAUUCAAAUGUUUUCAUCUGCUCCAACAAAUCCAGGCAAAAAUACAGGAUCUGGUCCACACCAUGAUGAUAAACCAGGAAGCAAGAAGGGUACAGGAAAACCAGCCAAGGAUACAGGAUCUGAUCCAAAGAAUCUCCAUGAAGAACGAGAAGCAAAAGAUAGCUAGAAGAUUUAGCAUAGAUGUAUGCAUAGAGUAGAGUAUAAGUGCACUUGGUGUUAGUUAUAAUUUAGGUUGUGUUAGUUUUCUCUAGCUCUGCUUAAGGAUCACAUGCUUGUCAAACUGCUUUAAGUCUUACAAAGAUAUCAUAAGUCAAUGUUCUGGUAAAGUGCAGAAUGAUGUGUCUUGAUUGUUCUGCCACAUAUUUAGCAAGCCUUGUAAUGUUGAAUUACAUUCGUAUAUGUUCCUUGUUAUUUAAAACGAUAUUGUAAGAUAUAUAACUAUUGCAUUUAACCUGA